AAGUGGUUCUCUAGUGGUGGGAGAAACUUCCGGCUCAUCUUCUUAGACGUCACGAUAGAAGUGAAACAUAAACAGAAGAAGGAUGGAGGACAAUGGAGAAGUGAAAAUUCUCAAGAGAAGCUGUGAUGAGGCUCCAUCUGAUGUCCCUCCAUGCAAGUACCCUUCCGGUUCACCUUCAACCCUGAAAACCCAUCCAUCCCUUUACCAGACCUCCUUCCCCUUCUACAGGCUGCCCUCCGAGGUGGGUUUCUUCUCGCUGGAUGAAAAGCGUGGUUUCCACGCUGACGGUCGUCGCUUGCGCUAUUACCGUCCACCUGAGGGCGGGAAAAAGGAUGGUGACUCUCUUGGGUGGGACCUGAUGGAAGGAUUUGAAGAUCGCUACGUUCGGAGGAAUGAAGAUGAGAAGGAGGGUCUCCUGCAUAUACUCACGUGGAUAAAGGAGAACAAAGGACUUAUUAAAGGAAGCGGCCAUGGCGAGAGCAAGAGACCCGUGGAUCGAGACUUUGUCACCUGGCGGGGCCAUCUCACUAAGAUGCUCUGUACGCCGUUUGAGACACAAGAAGGCUGGAUCCUGGCGGUCACUCUCUUCCGAGGUACUCUGUACAUCAGCGAGAGGGAGACAGAAGCUGCAUAUAAAAAGAGGAAGGGGAGAUCCGUGGAGCAGGAGAAGCUCAUGUACUCUGGUUAUAAGUUUGAGAGCUACUUAUGUGCUUACACCCCCUACAGUGAUCCCUGCCCGUCUGAGGUGGUAAACACCAAUGAAGCAUUCUGCAGUGUUCUUUUGGGUCGUCUGGCCACUCAUUCUCUGCUGCUGUCGGGAGAGGUAGACUGCACGGACGCUUCUGCUGCCAACCCCUCACCUCCAUCUAGCUAUGUGGAGCUGAAGACAAGCGCACAAAUAAAGAACCCACACCAACAACGCAGCUUUAACAGAUACAAGCUCCUGAAAUGGUGGUGUCAAUCCUUUAUCCUCGGGAUUCCUCUAAUCGUCGCCGGUUUUCGCAAUCAGCAAGGAAAAAUCGAAUCCUUACAGAAUUAUCGAACGGCAGACAUCCCUCAUCUAGUGCGGGGUGACAGUCAGAGCUGGGACCCUGCAGUGUGCAUGAACUUCUGCAAUGCCUUUCUGUCUCAUAUCAAGAAAGUGGCCACCAAGGAUGACCCAAGGGUCGUCUAUGUGUUCUCUUAUGAGCCAGGUUCAGACAUCAUAUUCACUAUUGAAUCGAAUCCAUCUGAUCCUGUUCUUCCAGACUGGUAUGUGCAGGCACUUUCACAUUAAACUUGUACUGAUCGGCAUCAAGUAGCCUGGUGACAAGAAGACAGGGUCAGGCCUUCUACGGAGGACAAACAUCUGGACCAGACUGGCGAACGCAUAGCCUGAAAGUGCACACUUAACAUGAGAACCGGAGGGAGCUGUCAAAAUACAUGACUUUUAUAACAGAUUGUUGUACUUACAGCCUUGGAGGCAUUCAGCAAGCUGUCAGGACAUGCCAACACUGCAUUCACUGUACUCAUCCGAGUGUACACUCUGUCUUCUAAGUGGCUUUGUAAGUUUUAAUUUCUGAAAACAAAAAGAGGCUGGUCCUUACAUUUAACGUGCAGAUUGAAAAGGUAUC
Rana temporaria (common frog) is the source of this 1613-nucleotide messenger RNA. It is a transcript of the gene DXO, whose product is annotated as decapping exoribonuclease. The record is from RefSeq and is a predicted model, not a curated record. Gene Ontology annotation, biological process: NAD-cap decapping; nuclear-transcribed mRNA catabolic process. The transcript is spliced from 7 exons. Lineage: Eukaryota; Metazoa; Chordata; Amphibia; Anura; Ranidae. Gene Ontology annotation, cellular component: cytosol; nucleus. The coding region runs from base 83 to 1276 and encodes 397 amino acids. Gene Ontology annotation, molecular function: mRNA 5'-diphosphatase activity.